Penicillium angulare is the source of this 507-nucleotide messenger RNA. RefSeq lists its product as uncharacterized. The record is from RefSeq and is a predicted model, not a curated record. The coding region runs from base 1 to 507 and encodes 168 amino acids. Lineage: Eukaryota; Fungi; Ascomycota; Eurotiomycetes; Eurotiales; Aspergillaceae. The transcript has a single exon.
AUGUCUCGCCGCAACACAUCUUCUCCUGUCCGGUCAACUGCAACGCAGCGCCGGGCCACGAUUUCGUCUACUCAAGGUGACUGGGUAGAGCACCAGGAAACGCUCUCCCUUACUGAGUCAAUUUCAAGGCGCCGAGCAAUAAUUUCGUCCGAGGCCACAACUAUCUCUGUGGAAACAAUUUCUCUUACAGCAACGGUUAUAUCUUCCACGCAGUCGCUCCCAAGGAGACGCCGGCCUACAUUCUCCCCUGAACGGCCACCCCCAAGGGGACGAAGUCCAGUGCGCUUCACUAUUUCAAAUUCGUGGGUCAGCUGCACCGUUGGUCUAAUUUUCUUCGUUUCGUGGAAACCUAGGUUUAAAGAGAAGUGGAGCCAAAAAGUAAUCAAGUGCAUCCGUCGUUUAGAGAGCCCUGAGGCCAAAUCACACCUCAUUGGCGACGAGACGGGCCUUCAGAGUGCCUUCAACCAUUCUGUGGGGUUUAUGGUUGGAAAAGUGCUGAAGGCCUAG